Messenger RNA from Myodes glareolus (Bank vole), 3021 nucleotides. It is a transcript of the gene Leng9, whose product is annotated as leukocyte receptor cluster member 9. Lineage: Eukaryota; Metazoa; Chordata; Mammalia; Rodentia; Cricetidae. Gene Ontology annotation, molecular function: metal ion binding. The record is from RefSeq and is a predicted model, not a curated record.
UGUUUUAAUACCCUAGAGGUGCGGGGCUCUCUAGGCCUAUAUCAUGAACUGAGGGUGGAACCAGAUUCUCGAAGGUUCCAGGAAAGGAGGGACCUCUAGUAUUUAUCACUCGGCUUGGAGAGUGGCUAUCUUAGGUCCCUGAAGGGACAAGACCAACUUUCGGAGUCAGAAUAAGGUCUUUUGAAGUUUGCAGAGUCAUAUUGCCAACCCCUAGACAGGAGCAAGACUCGUACCCCACAACUGGGAUCAGGUAAAACCAUUGAAACUUGGCCAAGGUAAGGCCAACAAGAGGAGGGGCAUACGUAAAUCAUUCAAGUGGGUUGAGACCAAGGUAAGCCACGCUCCCAGGAAAUACAGGACGGGACAAUCAUAAGUAACUUUGCAUGGAGCAGGACCAGGAAUCACUUUGCUCAUAGUGAGGUAUGGUAUGUAAGACAACCACUGGUAUGGGGACUACACACUUUAAGGACCGUCGUGGGCGGAGCCAGGAUAUUGAACUCCUCCCCGCCCCCCGCGCGCCCCGACACACACAAAGGGCUGUGCACAUGUAAAUCGUAUGCUGUGGAGUAGUGUCCUGAGAAGGACAGGGCACAAGCAAAGUAUUUGAUUGGCAGCAGGCCCAGAUCUCUAAGCCCCACCCCCCACCUUAGGGGACGGAAAUAUAUGUGAAUCAGCUGGCAGGAGAGAGGAGGCCUUGCUCCUUUGAGGCCCUGAAAGCGACCGAGUACACAUAAAGCGUUUGCAUGCGUUGAGAACUGUCUCUUGCCAAAGCCCAGAAAGGGAGGAGCACAUGUAAAAUAGGUGGAUGGGAUGGAACUUAGCUCCUUUGAGUUCUUAAGAGGCUCUCGACCCACUAGUUAAUUGGCUGGUUGGGCGGGACUAGACUCGCUAAGGCCUCUGAGGAGCAGGGCUCACGAAGAUCAUUUUGGGCGGGGCAAGACCAGGUUCCCAGAGGCUCAGAAGCCAGCUACACGUAAAUAAGUUGGGCGGGGCCGGGAGACCAGAGCCGGUGGGACACUCCGAGGUCCCGCCUAGUCUCUUGGCUUCCCUCCGUGUGAGGCGGACGGAACUCCUGGUGUCACAGUUGGGGCUCAACGUUGUGGACUGAGGCUGCCCAGUGUGCUGCGGUACCAUGGAGGCAGCGGCCGAUUCCUCUGAGGCCCCCUCGGUCUGCCGCUUCUUCCUAGAGGGCCGCUGUCGCUUCGGCGCACGCUGCCGUCAGCCACACCCUGGGGCCCCAGGGCCAACUCCUGAGGUCGCGCAGCCAGAAGCUGGAUCCAAAAAGCCGGCGCUGCGUACUGCCGCUGACGUCAUCCAGCGCAUCCGUUGGGAUCCGCGACUGGACCCUGCCGAAUUUUCGGUGGGCUACACUGACCGCUUCCUGGGCGUGCAGGAAGAGCCCUUCUGCGCCUUCUGCUGGGACGAGCCGCUGGCAGCGCUCGGGCCCGGCGUACUGGCGGUGCCACAGCACCGCAUCCGCUACUUCCGCUUCCGCGGCCGCCUGGUGUGGGACCGUGCCUCGCGUACUGACCUCAUUUUUGGCUCGGGCUCUGUGGCUGGACGGGGACCCACCAUCCUGGACGAACUGGACGACGGGAACGAGCACUGGCCAGCGGUUGCACUAGAAAUCCCUGACACAGAGAAGACAGGUGCGACUUUCGAGGGUCAGGACACCCAGGAUGGCCCUAAGGAAGGGAGUGGAAACCCGGCAAGAACUAGGCUUGAUUCGGGCCUGGAGAUACCCGAAGACGGUGGGGCAACCAAAGAGAACAGAACUGGGCUUGAUUCGGGCCUGGAGAUAGCCGAAGACGGUGGGGCAACCAGAGAGACUGUCCUGAAUAGGACCACAGAGGCAGGAACACCAGACGCAAGCGGGUGCUUCACAGGAGUAAAGAUCUUGAACUCACUAGAGACACCUGGAGCCACUCUACUUCCACAGUCGGAGGCACAGGCCAUGGAAGCUCCAGGGCUUUCUGCUGAAGAGAUGGGAAGUGAGUGGACUCCAGGGGCUUGGCCUGUUGAAAGAAGGUCCCCUCGUCAGCCCCGGCCCACACAUUUUGUGGCACUGAUGGCGACAGAGCCUGGGCUUAGGGCAGAAGUGGUCAAGGCCCAAGAGCAUCUUGUCCGGAUUGCUCCUCCUUGUGCUGCUUUCCUGGUACCUGUACAGGCCCUGCACCUGACAGUGGCCUUGCUGAGGCUGACAGGCCCUGGGGAGGAGGCUGCAGCUACUGGGGCUCUGCGGAGGGCCCUCCUGAAACCAGGGCUUCAGGUACCCUCCCAGCUACAGUUCAAGGACUUAGUUCUUCUAGGUCAUCACGUGCUCUGUGCCAUGCCUUUCCCCACACUGGCAGGCAUGGCCCAAACUCUGAAUCAGAGGCUGGAGGCUGAAGGGCUGAGAGUGGUGCAGCCCCCAGGGGGCCUAGAGCCACACCUCACCCUGGCCAAGGUGCCACAGGGAUCCCAGGUUUGCAUCCCUGAGCUCGAGUUCAGUUUGAACCAGGAGCUAGGAAGACAGUCCUUAGGGAAAUUCUGGCUUUGCCGUAUGGGCAGAGCAGGACAUAGCUACUUGCCCCUGGCUGAGAUUUCCCUCAAAUGACCAACGUUCCAAACUUCAUAGAAAAAACAAGCCAAAUAGAAACAAUUUCUCUCUCUCUCUCUUUCUCUUUAAUUUUUGGUUUCAAGCUUCCAAAAUGUACUGUACUCAAUGCUCAAGGAGAAUGAAGGGAGGGGAGGGGAGAGGUGGGAAGGGGAGGUAGGGAGGCAUCUGGAAAAAAAGCAGCCUGACAGUCCAGCUGUUUGCAACCUCAUAGCACAUCCUCCAGUUACAUGGCAGAAGAGGAGGGAGGGGUGAAAAGAAAAGGGGAGAAAGAAGAAAAAUAACUUAAACACACACACAGAGGAAAGAGAAGGAAACAUGACGUGAGCUGGUGAUCCAUGAAGGCAGAGGGGAGGAAGGUAGGGAGGGUAACCAUUUUACCUGUGUUGAACCAGGGAGCAGGGAGGGAGAAGGAAGAGGAGGGA